UGAGCGCGGGGCGGGUGUGUAUAUUGAUCAGGCUCGCGCGCAGGUGAGGCGUGUUUCUGACAGGCGGCGGGUCUGAGAGAGGUUUACAAGCACACAUCCUCACCUAAACCUCUGUGCAGUAGCAGCAGCAGCAGCAGUGUUCAAUGAAGCCCAACAGCUGAGACACAGAACGAGAGAGAAAGAAGAGAGAGAAAGAGAGAGAGAGAGAGAAGCCCUGGCAAAGUUCCACCACAACUGAAAAGUGUCUGGUCCCUGAUCCAGCUAUGGGCUCGUACUGUAGAACUCUGCACAGAUCUCUACACCUUUUAAAACCCAUCACCUACACCUGGCCAGUGACCCAUCUCACCUCCAGUGGGUUUAUAGUAACUCAGACACUCAACCCAUGCAGGAGGCAGUCCACACACCACUCCCACUUCCAGCCCCAGCAUCGAAUUAACGACAACUCUGUGGAAGUUCUGGGCCGCGUCUACCCUCGAGAUGACAUGUCUAACGUUACGGCCAAAAUCCUGUCCAUGGUGGGCCGUGAGCUUCACAACCAGUCCCACCACCCUCUGUGGCUCAUCAAAGAACGCAUCAAAGAUCAUUUCUACCGCUCCUACAUUAGCCGCUCGGGCACCCCGCUCUUCUCCGUGCACGAUAACCUCAGCCCUGUGGUCACGGUGGAGCAGAACUUCGACAGUCUACUCAUCCCCGCUGAUCACCCCAGCCGGAAGAAGGGUGAUAACUACUACCUGAACCGCACCCACAUGCUGCGCGCCCACACCUCCGCCCACCAGAAGGAGCUGGUGCGGGCUGGCCUGGACUGCUUCCUGUUGGCUGGAGACGUGUACAGGAGAGACGAGAUAGACUCCAGCCACUACCCUGUGUUUCACCAAAUGGAGGGAGUCCGGCUUUUCUCCAACCAUGAGCUGUUUGCUCAAGUGGAGAACGGUGAGGACUUGUCUCUGUUUGAGAACGGCGGUCGCAGAACUCCACAGAAGCAGGAGAGACACACCCUGGAGGCUGUGAAGCUGGUGGAGUUCAACCUCAAACGGACGCUCACUCACCUCAUCAGACACCUCUUUGGAGAAGAUCUGGAGAUCCGCUGGGUGGAGUGUUACUUUCCUUUCACACAUCCCUCCUUUGAAAUGGAGGUGCGUUUCCAGGGCGACUGGUUGGAGGUGCUGGGCUGUGGUGUGAUGGAGCAGGAGCUGGUGCACUCAGCGGGUGCUGAGAAUAAGAUAGGCUGGGCUUUUGGACUGGGCCUGGAGAGACUCGCCAUGGUUCUGUUUGGCAUCCCAGACAUCCGUCUCUUCUGGAGCCAGGACGAGCGCUUCCUCAAGCAGUUCCACCUGUCCAACAUCUAUGACUCGGUCACCUUUCAGACCCUGAGUAAAUUCCCACCACUAUUCAACAAUAUCUCCUUCUGGCUGCCGGAUGAAGGCUACACAGAGAACGACUUCUACGACUUGGUUCGCACCAUUGGAGGAGAUUUGGUGGAGAAGGUCACGCUGGCAGAUCAGUUCACUCAUCCAAAAACAAAGAAGAUGAGCCACUGUUACCAGAUUGUGUACCGGCACAUGGAGCGAACCCUGACCCAGGAGGAGGUGCGAGUGAUUCACCAGGCCAUCGAGCAGGCAGCGGAGCGUGAGCUGGGGGUCCAGGGCAGAUACUGAGACCGCCAGUCCACCUCUCCCUGGCCCACAAACAGCUCAACAGAUGCUGCUUGUCUCAGGUGCUACUGUCAAAAUAAUGCCUAGUUUUAGAGCUUCAUCUUUCUCCUGGAAAAAGGCACAGAUGUUCCACAUGUGCGAGUCAACAUGUCAAUGAUUUAACAGCUAGACUCUAUUUUUGUAAGACACGCUUACGAUCUUUCUGAACUUUGCUGUCAACCGGAUUCCGUGUGCAGUCUUCUGAUCAAAAAGCAAAAAAAUAAUAAAUAAAUCCAGCCCGCCUGCACUCACACACUGUUCUCAGCCUCUGACCUUGAACCGCUCCCCCAGGUCAUCCAGCCCACAUCGCUCACAUGCUGUACAAGUGCAGCUUUCUUAAAUUCAUGUUAUCCAGCUGCCUGCAGCAACCUUUCAUCCAGAGCACUGAGAGGCUGAACUUAAAUACCUCCAUCACAUCAGCGCGUCGCCCGGAGGGAGCGGCCUUUGAUUUAAUACAAACGUGGUCCGGCCCGUUUACUCCCGUGGAUUCAGCCCAACAAUGGAGACUAAUGGAAAAAGGGACAGUGAGGGUGCUUGCUCUGCACUCGUUUUUUCUGCUUUGCAUUUUUCUAACGGCUGUUUGAGGUGGUGAGUAAUGACAUUGCUUUCAGGAAGCUAGUCAGAUUAUUAACUGCUCGGUGAAUAGUUGAGGAAAACAGCAAUAAACAGAAAGCUCUUGUUUAUUAAGGUCCUGUAACGUGUGUUUUGUUACUGUAAGAAUAAAGUAAAGAAUUGGAUAAA
Molecule: messenger RNA, 2432 nt
Organism: Astyanax mexicanus (Mexican tetra)
Lineage: Eukaryota; Metazoa; Chordata; Actinopteri; Characiformes; Acestrorhamphidae
Gene: fars2
Product: phenylalanyl-tRNA synthetase 2, mitochondrial
Exons: 8
Coding region: 264-1655 (463 amino acids)
Biological process (GO): phenylalanyl-tRNA aminoacylation
Cellular component (GO): cytoplasm; mitochondrion
Molecular function (GO): tRNA binding; ATP binding; phenylalanine-tRNA ligase activity
Source: RefSeq, a predicted model, not a curated record